CUGGGCUAGAGUGAGACCGUACCUUGCAAAAAAAGAAAAAAAUAAUGUGUAAGCCAGGCAGUGUGGCACACACCUAUAAUUCAGGAGACUGAGCAAGAAGAAUGACAAGUUCAAGGCCAAUCUUGACUAUGCAAGGAUACGCUGUUGCAAAAACCAGAAAACAGGAGGAGCUUGGGAGCAAAAGAAGAGAGGGGUACCCCCCCAUAGUAAUAUCCGCUCAAAUUCGCCAUCUGUUAUCUCAGCCAUAGUAGGCCCAGAGUGGCUAGGUUGUGACGAGAGAGCUACUGACUGGGAAGGUAGAUGUGAACCCAUUUGGGGCCUUGUGGCUGCUCUCAUCCUCCUGCUGCUAAGAAGAGCCAAAGCCAGUAUGAGGUUUAAGAAAGAAGACUGGAAAGCCAUGGACGGACUCUGCCAUUUUGUUCUCUUUCCUUGAAGAGACUAGAAUUUAACUUUCACAUGAAUUUCUUGAAUGGUUUAUUUUUUUUUUCUUCUUAUCUCUGAGACCUUCUGCAGAGGAUGAGUAAGAAGGUUGGAUGUGUGUGUGGAUAAAAUGGAUCAUCUUAAAGUAUUGCAGUUCCAAAAAUAUACCAGCAGGACUGGACAAGUUUGACACAGUGAGAUUUCUAUUUUCGCUUGACUUCUGGAACUCUGAGUAACUAUAAACUGCUAGGUCCUAGGAAGGAAGAUUCUCUAAACCUUCUACUUCUGUAUAUUAUGUUCCUACUUCAGGUGUCUUGAACAGGUCUAUACCAGUGGGCGAUUUCCUAAAGAGUAAGACGAUUAGACAUUUACCCACUUUUGACGUAAGGAGUGGUAUAGAGCACAUAGCGGACUGAAACAAAUUGGAUUAACGAAGCAGCCCCAGGAACUACAGGAAGAGAUCUCUCCCCAGGCACCAAGGUAAUGGCGGAAGCCCCUGCGGAGGCCUCGGCUUUGCCUCUGACAGUGAAGAAAAAGAAGAGUCUGUCCAUCGAGGAAAAGAUCGACAUCAUAAACGCAGUGGAAAGCGGCAAGAAGAAAGCAGAGAUAGCCGCCGAGUAUGGAAUCAAGAAAAACUCACUGUCUUCUAUUAUGAAGAACAAAGACAAAGUUCUGGAAGCCUUUGAAUCUCUGAGAUUUGAUCCAAAGAGAAAAAGGCUGAGAACAGCUUUCUACACGGACCUGGAGGAGGCCCUGAUGAGGUGGUAUCGUAUUGCUCAGUGUCUCAAUGUACCAGUGAAUGGCCCAAUGCUGCGGCUAAAAGCUAAUGAUUUUGCCCAGAAACUGGGACAUAAUGAUUUCAAGUGCAGUAAUGGUUGGCUGGAUCGUUUUAAAUCCAGGUACGGUUUAGUAUUCAGGGCACAACCUGUCGAAGCCACAGGUACAGCGGUAGACCCAUCAACUGUCUGGUGCCAAAAUGUUCUUCCUUAUUAUUUAAAUGACUAUCAUCCUAAAAACAUUUUUAACAUCAAAGAGACCGCACUGCUUUAUCGCAUGUUACCUACAAAUACAUUUGCAUUUAAAGGAGAAACGUGUUCGAUUGGAAAGCUGUGCAAAGACAGGAUCACUCUGGUAGUGGGUACGAACAUGGAUGGCUCCGAGAAACUUCCUUUGCUCGUCGUCGGGAAGAACCAAACUCCACGUUGUUUCAAAGGUGUGAAGUCACUGCCCGUGUGUUACGAAGCAAGCAGGAUGGCCUGGAUGACCUCGGCUAUAUUUGAGCAGUGGAUGCAGAAGCUUGAUGAGACGUUCCAAGCCCAGCAGAGAAGAGUGGUAAUCUUCGUGGAUUCCUGCCCUGCACACCCGGAGGUAAAAAAUCUGAAAUCCAUCGAGCUAGCCUUCUUUCCUUCAUGCAUAUCUUCCAAAUUUGUAGCUAUGAGACAAGGUGUCAUUAAAAGCCUGAAAAUCAAAUACCGGCAUUGUCUCAUCAAAAGAUUUUUAAGCUCGGUUGAAGGCAGCAGAGAAUUUACAUUUUCGCUCCUCGAUGCAGUGGACACCCUGCAUCUCUGCUGGAGAGCUGUGACCCCAGAGACGAUCAUCAAAAGCUACGAAGCAGCAGGAUUCAAGUCUCCGGGGACAGAAAAUGACACAGCAGCCACAGAGAGCGACCCUGGUCUUGACCUGGCCACCCCCGCUCUGGGGGCAGAAGUGGAGUUUCUUGAAGGACUGUCCAUUGAGGGGUACGCCGCCGUGGACGACGACCUGGAGACGUUCGAGGUGGCUCCCGGUGACGACGAGGGGACCGGAGAAAGUACGCCGGAUGAGGCUGGGGAUUACACUUCUGAUGAAGAGGAGGAUGGUGGCUCUCUGGAGACGGAAGUGCCCUUGCCAUCCAAGAGUGAAGCAGUCACUGCAUUAGUGACUCUUAAGCAUUUUCUCAGAGGUCAAGAUAUGAAUGAGGAGCUGCAUAAUUCUUUGGCCGACCUUGAGAAUUUUCUUAACUCUUUAUCGCCUGAGUAGUUAGUCAUUGAACCGUGUCUGAAGAAAAAACUUUUCCCGAUGUGUUUUGGUGUCGAGGUAUGUAUGUAAAAGGAAAAUACCACUUAGACAUGGAAAGUGAAAAACUGGCUUAGCUGCAAAGGCCUUUGAUCUGAAUGGCAAGGGUUCCUAAGAGUGAUCAAGUCAAUAAAGAUGCAAAAUUCUAUAGCGAGGUUUGGGGGCAGAAAGUGUAUUUUGGAGGCUUUGUACUUAACAUGCAGGAUAUUUGUUAAAGAAAUCUUCGUUGGCUGAUUCACACAAAUUGAAUUGCUGGUUGCUACUUUACUACUUAACUGUUUGUGGGUGUGUGUGUUUAAUUUCAAUCAUGUUCCAGAAUGUUAAUUUAUCUCCCUAGACUAAUGGAACAAAAUCUAAAUAGCUUAUUUAUUUUAUAACAAUUUAUUUAUGCCAUAUGUAUCCUAAGUAGAUUUUUGUUUGUUCUUUUUUGAAACAAGGACUCAGUAUGUAAUCCAAGCUAGCCUCAAAUUCUCAGCAAUCCUCCUGUCUCCAUUUCCCAACUGCUGAAUUACAGGCAUACGCCACUACGUAUGGCUGUAACUGAACUUUUAACUAUCAAAGUAGUUCUAAAUGAUUGUUUUCUUUAGCUAAUCUUCCUAAACAAGAAACUAUGGAAACUGAACAUGAAUUCUACCCUGCCUGUACGCCAAGAUUAAGGAAAAUACAGCUUUUAGCACACUCAGGUUCUUUGUCUAUAAGGUCAAAUGGAAGAACAUGACCCAGUGGAGUUUGUCACUGAUCCCAGCAGAUGUGUGCUCCUUGUUUCUGCGUGUGUUCGAUGGACAGUACUUGACUGAGACAUUGUGCUCAUGUAUUCAUACUUUGGCAGGUUAACUCUGAACCAAAUGUGAAAAUACAUACAUAUGUAGCUGCUAACAAAGAAAAGAUGAGGUGCUUACUUUUCUAAUUUUAAUAGCUCCAGCUUUUAUUCUUUAUCUAACUUUAUUCCUGAUUUUGCUGAGAUUUGCUUUCGGGAAAAAACAAAAUUUUUUUUUCAGCACAAUUUGAUACUGAGUUCCUUUCUCCUUCCGCACCCCAUUUUGGAUUACAAUACAGAGAAAGUUUUAUCUACAAAAUGGCUUGUAAUACUAUAAGAAAUUACUUAAUCUCCAUCUACAAAAUAGCCAUUAAACAGAUACUUAUAACUGUGUCGGGGUUUUCCCUUAAUUGUAAAUGGUAUACUUGUUUAACUUCUUACGCCUGGUUUAGGUCUCCUUUGAAACAUAUUUUAUAAAAAUAGAAGGCAUACUGAUUUUUACUAUGAAUUAUUACUCUAUUGACAGAUAACACACUUGGAAGAAAAUAUUUAUAGAAAGCAUUUUGUUAUUUUUUACUGCUGAUUUGCUCUGCCUUUGAGAAUUAUUAAUAGUAAGCCUUAAAAAUGAAGUAACAUUUUACAAGUUUCUCUUGGACUGAUUAUUUAAAUUCAUGGAUUUAAAGGAGCUCUUAAGAGUGAGCUCUAUUUGUCUUCUAAAAUUAAAAAAAAACUCUUGAUUUACUGUUUAUGUUUUUCAACUGAAUGGGGCUUUG
Molecule: messenger RNA, 4005 nt
Organism: Jaculus jaculus (lesser Egyptian jerboa)
Lineage: Eukaryota; Metazoa; Chordata; Mammalia; Rodentia; Dipodidae
Gene: Tigd4
Product: tigger transposable element derived 4
Exons: 2
Coding region: 904-2439 (511 amino acids)
Cellular component (GO): nucleus
Molecular function (GO): DNA binding
Source: RefSeq, a predicted model, not a curated record